CAGACAGGAUGGCUCCAGUGAAUCAGCCAAAGGACAAGAAGCAUGAGAGGGCACAUGAGCAUUGUCCGGAAGAGGCAAAAGCAGCUGGGAAGAGGAAACCGGACUACGAGGAACUAGGGAAUGAGCCACAAGCAAAGAGGUUGUUUGUGAGAAAAACAUCCAAACCCCCAGAGAAAAUCGGUUGGAGUGGAGGAGGGUCCGUGGUGAGAAACAACAGAGUCCUUUUCCAUCAGCUGGGGCGGCAGUGUAGCAUUGUUCAUUAUGUCUACCAGAACAUGCUGGGAGGCUCCAUUCGGGCACAGCUCAGGCAGUGUCUGCAGCUGCCCUUUCUGCGUUCUCUCGCCUCAUACCGCCUCUUUCGAACAGCAAGUCCCUUUGACAGGAGAGUGACAUGCCUGGAAUGGCAUCCAACACACCCCAGUACUGUAGCUGUUGGUUCCAAAGGUGGAGACAUCAUCCUUUGGGACUAUGAAGUACUUACUAAAACCUGCUUCAUAAAAGGGAAAGGGCCAGGAGAUUCUCUCGGAGACAUCAAGUUCAGUCCUUACGAGGCAGUGAAGCUUUAUGUGGCGUCAGGGGAUGGCACCCUGAGUCUGCAAGACCUUGAGGGCAGAGCGGGGCAGGUGAUCUCCCGUGCCCCGGACUGUGGCCAUGAGUACCAUAAUGUUUGUUGCUGGUACUGCAGUGUUGAUGUUUCUGCAAGCUGCCGUGCAGUGGUGACAGGUGAUAAUGUGGGAAACGUGGUCCUGCUUAGCACGUCUGGUGAAGAGAUUUGGAAGCUGAAAUUGCACAGGAAGAAAGUGACUCAUGUGGAAUUUAACUCCCGAUGUGAGUGGUUGUUGGCCACAGCGUCUGUGGAUCAGACGGUCAAAAUCUGGGACCUCAGAAACAUCAAAAACAAAACGAAUUUUCUUCAUUUGCUUCCUCAUGACAAACCUGUCAAUGCAGCUUACUUCAGCCCAACAGAUGGUGCCAAGCUUCUGAGCACCGACCAGCGCAGUGAAAUCAGAGUUUACUCGUCUUCAGACUGGACCAAGCCACAGCAUCUGAUCCCACAUCCACAUCGGCAGUUUCAGCACCUCACACCUAUUAAGGCAACAUGGCAUCCUCGCUAUGACCUCAUUGUAGCAGGUCGCUACCCAGACCCUAAGUUCCCAGGGUACACGGUGAACGAACUACGAACUGUUGAUGUAUUUGAUGGAAACACCGGGGAGAUGGUUUGUCAGCUCCAUGAUCCAAAUGCUUCUGGUAUCAUCUCGCUCAAUAAAUUUAACCCUAUGGGAGACACGCUGGCUUCUGGCAUGGGCUUUAAUAUUCUGAUCUGGAGCCGGGAGGAGAUGGUGGCCAAGAAGCAAGAACAUCUUUUGAAAGCCAUGACAGAACAGGGGAUUGGAAGCUGGAGUUUGUCCAGACGUGGAGGGCAGAGGCAGGCAAAUCCUGGGACAAGCAAACUCAAAGCUAACUUACUGUCUUGGGAGCUGGAGGAGAUGAGAACAAAAAGCAAUGAUUCUAAAUCACAGGGAAGGAAGCGAAAAGGGAAGGAUCUAGAGAACUGAUUUAGUAUUUUGAUCCUUUCUGGAUCACAGGGUACAAAUGCAGUGUUGGCAGUGGGCAGUAUAAGCCAUGCAGGGCAUUAGGCUUCUACUUUGUCCUUCCUCCCUGGAUCUGAUCUUGCUUCCCUGAUGCCCUUUGCUUCCCCUUCUAGAAAGUUG
Molecule: messenger RNA, 1712 nt
Organism: Phaethon lepturus (White-tailed tropicbird)
Lineage: Eukaryota; Metazoa; Chordata; Aves; Phaethontiformes; Phaethontidae
Gene: DDB2
Product: damage-specific DNA binding protein 2, 48kDa
Exons: 10
Coding region: 9-1556 (515 amino acids)
Biological process (GO): DNA repair; response to UV
Cellular component (GO): nucleus; Cul4-RING E3 ubiquitin ligase complex
Molecular function (GO): damaged DNA binding; protein binding
Source: RefSeq, a predicted model, not a curated record